AAGCAUAUUUACAAGACAAGCUAAAAAAAUUAGUUUUAACUUUAUUUUGGAAACAGAAAAGUAUCUUAGAACCAAGCGAUUUAGAAACUGAAAAAGAAAAAUUAUAUCAGAAAGGGUUUCUUUCAGCAGAAAGACUAUUGUUAGCAAGAUUAGUCCUUUUGGACACAGUUCAAGAAUCAGAAAUCCCAAAUCAUUUUAUUAAUGAAGAAUUAAAAGUUAAGUUGGUUGAAGACAAUGGCUGGUUAUUUGGUUUUGAGAUUAGAGAAGUCAUUUGUAAAGAGGCUAAAAUUGCAAAGAACAAUAGUAAAGUGGCAGAAAAUAAGUGCAAGAUUGAAACUCAAACUCAAAAUUCAGAACUAGACAGAGGUUCACAAGCCAAAUUUUACUUAAGAACAUAUUAUUGGAGAGGCUCAACCAGGGCAAAGACUCUCAAGAUUCUUAAAAAAUUGGCAGAAAAUAACAAGAGAUCAAUAGUUACUAAAUAUAAUAACAAAAGGUUUGAACUUAGAUUUAAAAUUUCAUCUGAGUCAUAUACAUCACAAAAGAAAGAAAAGAGAAGAUCAUCAACUGAUUAUGAAAGCAAUAGAGGAAUUCAAAUUGAAAAAGUUGAUAGUAGAAGUGAAGAAUACGAAUCUGAUCUCAUGAAAAUUGAAUUUGUUUCAGUUUUAGAUGUGAGAACAUUGAACAAUGCAAUACCAUACAAAUAUUUCAAAAUGACAACUAUUCAGUCCUGUGAACCUGAAAAAAUCUAUCAGAUAUACCAAGUUAGUGAGAGAUCAUUUACAAAAUCUAGAAUUCAUGAUGAACAUGAAGAAAUGCUGAAUGACACCCUCCAGACAACAGAAGUUUUUAGGGUUCAUAAUAGAUACCUAGUCAAUGAAAAUAAAGUUACCAAAAGAGAAAAUAAAGAAGGUACAAAAAGAAAUCAGAUUGUUAUUAAGAUUGAACCUGAUAUCAACAAGGAAACUAGCAUCAGUAAUUGGACUUCUGAAUGCAACAACAGAAGCAGUUUUACUAGCAAGAUUGAAAUAUAA
Messenger RNA from Racocetra fulgida, 1034 nucleotides. The record is from the annotation of a GenBank genome assembly. Lineage: Eukaryota; Fungi; Glomeromycota; Glomeromycetes; Diversisporales; Gigasporaceae.